This is a messenger RNA of Nymphalis io (European peacock), 660 nucleotides long. RefSeq lists its product as uncharacterized. Lineage: Eukaryota; Metazoa; Arthropoda; Insecta; Lepidoptera; Nymphalidae. The transcript has 2 exons. The record is from RefSeq and is a predicted model, not a curated record. The coding region runs from base 41 to 613 and encodes 190 amino acids.
UUAUAAAUCACUGUUCGGGAUAUCGUUAGAUACAGCCACCAUGGGGCCCAGGCGAAGUAAUAAUUUAAUACAUAUAUCAAUAGUUGGCUGCGUUGUGGCUUGGGUGGCUGCGCAAGAUUAUUAUGAAGAGCACCAUAGAAAUCAGAUACGUCAAAUAGAACACUUCAGGGAUAUACCAACAACGUUUGAAGUGAAAGGCGACGAAGCUGUGCCGAUAUUCAAUAACUACAUCACGAAUAUCCAAGAUUUGGCAUCAAAGAAAAACUUAGUGGUAACUUAUAAAGUUAAAAUAAGCACCGCUAAAAAAAAUAAGCAAAGAAGUUUUAAAAAAGAUAAACUAAGCUACGGUAAGUCAAAGAAAUACAACAUCCCAUUGAAGAAGAAGAAUAUGAAGUUAUCGAGUUUCGAGAUUAUUCUGAGGAAACGAGCGAACGAUAUCAGUUUCAGGCAUUAUAAUUAUAACGAUGAAACAACGACAGAUAAAAAAAUUUUAACAUACACAACACGACAAAUAUCAGCAGGUAAAUACAAGCCAGUGAUAAGCGCCAAGAAAACCAAAUAUGCAAAAAUUAUACAUCCAGUUAGAAAUAAAAUUAUUACUUUAGAAUCAUAGCUUUAAUCAAUUACAGUAUUUUUUUUUUAAUUUUGCCAUUAAAUUAU